AUGAUGGAGAAGAAGAAGAAGAUUGGCCAACUGAUGGAAAUGGUGGUGUUGGUUCUCGUUCUGUUGACUUCCGUGCUGCACGGGGCAGUGACUGGUCAUCAACCCGGGAUUUACGUGGACAAUGGAUUCGAUCAGACUGUUUUGGAGCCGUUUUUAAAUCGCUACGAAAAGGAGGAAAUGGAGGACGAAAUGUUGACUUUGCUUGGUCAGUUUGCCCACCUUCGUUCGUUUAUGCUGGACGUGUACAACAGCAUGGACUCCAACGAAGAAACGGGAAAUUUGAGAAUUCGCGCUAAUCACCGAUCAUCGCGAGAUUUGAAACACUUCGGAGUCACAGAAGGCGACGUGGUUGGACAUGUGAUUGAAACCAUGAUGGAGAAGAAGAAGAAGAUUGGCCAACUGAUGGAAAUGGUGGUGUUGGUUCUCGUUCUGUUGACUUCCGUGCUGCACGGGGCAGUGACUGGUCAUCAACCCGGGAUUUACGUGGACAAUGGAUUCGAUCAGACUGUUUUGGAGCCGUUUUUAAAUCGCUACGAAAAGGAGGAAAUGGAGGACGAAAUGUUGACUUUGCUUGGUCAGUUUGCCCACCUUCGUUCGUUUAUGCUGGACGUGUACAACAGCAUGGACUCCAACGAAGAAACGGGAAAUUUGAGAAUUCGCGCUAAUCACCGAUCAUCGCGAGAUUUGAAACACUUCGGAGUCACAGAAGGCGACGUGGUUCAAGGGCAUCAUUUUUCUGCUGGAAGGUUGCGUCAUGGGGAUCAUCAUCAGACCAGAUUCUGGUUCGAUGUCAGGUCAGCGCCUUGGGAACAAGAUGAUCUGAUCGGAGCAGAGUUGAGAGUGUACAAGGAAGGGCUGAAACCGCCUCACGCGUUUGCCGGGUCGAAGACCCCGUUCAACGUUGAAGUGUAUCAAGUUAUCCCAAGUUUGACUUCAAGUGAAAAGCGGCUCGAUUUGAUCUCCAAGUUGAACACGACUCUGGAUUACGACGGAUGGUUGACAUUCAAUGUGACGAAGGCUUUCACCGAUUGGAUGGUGUUUCCGGAUACGAAUUUCGGAUUGUACCUGGACGUGAAUCUCGCGGAUGGCCACGUUGCGAAGCCGAUUCAAGUGGGUCUCCAUUCCCACCACCUGGUGAGAGCCGAGAAGGAGCCCUUUUUGGCUGGGUUUUUCAAAUCUUCUGAAUCGCCGGAAGGAAACGUUUUGCACGCUAGAAAAGCGAGGAGAGCUGUUUCCAACGGAGGAUCCCAGGGAGGGAAGAAAAAGCGCAAGAACAAUUCGAAAAGUCACGCCAAACGAAAGAAACUGCGAAUCCCUCGUCACUCGAAUUGCGGGAGACGCAACCUGUACGUGAGCUUCAAGGACCUGAAUUGGCAGGACUGGAUCAUCGCCCCGAACGGGUACCCGGCGUUCUAUUGCGAAGGCGAGUGCACUUUUCCGCUGAAUGCGCAAAUGAAUGCCACGAACCACGCCAUUGUUCAAACGCUGGUCAACCUGAUGAGCCAGCACACGGCGCCAAAGCCCUGCUGUGCUCCCACGAAACUGGGUGAAGUAUCCGUCAUAUUCUAUGACGACGACUCGAAUGUCAUUUUGAAGCGCUAUCGCAAUAUGCAAGUGAAGGCUUGCGGUUGUCACUGAGGUGCUUCUAUUUUUAUUUUUAAAUUUUUUUUUUUUGGCAGAGGGUGGAAAUGGUCCUUUUUUUUUUUAAUUACUGCUGGUCGUGCGAAUCCCCCGCGAAUUUAUUUUGAAGCAUCUCAUUAGUUAUUGAUUCAGGCUUUUUGUGAUUAUUUCGUGGUAAAAUGCGAGUAGUAAUUUCAUUUUCUGACAUACGUACUGAACUGUACUGUUUUUCGCUCCGGAGUACGCGUGGCAUUAUUCGAGAAUUGAUCAAGUUUUGCUCUUUUGAAUGAAAGCAGAAGACUUUGUCGCCUUAGGAUUUGACGCAUACGCCUUUGAACGCACAUUUUUUUUAUCUUAGUCCAGAAAAAUGCCGAAAUUUUAAGAUCAUAAUACUGUAUGUAAAUUUUCGGAUUUUGGAAACUGAGAAAGACCUUCAUCUGCAUUUGAACUUUUUUUUAUCUUGGAAAACUUGGGAGGAUUUAAUGUAGUCUAAAAUUUUCCAAAAUAAGUAUUUCACAGCACAGGUACUGUAAUUAGCUUAUAACAGUUUUGUUCGGAAUAUAUAUGUAAUUAUUAGAGCAUUAAUAAGCUUUGCUCUUUUGAAUGGAAGCAGGAUAAUUUAUUAGCGCAGGAACUCUCCGUUCUGUUCUGACGCGUACACCUUUGAACGCUAAUUUAUUGAUUUCAGUUCAAGAAAAUGGAAGAAUUGUGAGAUCAUAUAAUAGACAUUUUUGGAAAGAUUGUUUUUUUGCCUUUGAUUUUUUUUCGAUCUUAAAUAACGGGAGGAUUCAAAAUACCAACAAUUUUUCUAGAAUAAUUUGAGCUUAAUUGGAGAGCUGUCAAUUUAAUAAAUAUUGUUUGAACUCUUAACAAUGUAAGAAACAUAUUUUUGAAGCCUUUCUAGGGUUGCAAACGUUAUAUUUUCGAUUCAAAGAGCAUGUGAAACAAUUUACAGGACAUUGAAUGUGUUUUUUCUAUGCAGUAUUUCUAUUCAAAUUAAUUUCAGCUUUCGUGUUGAAUUUUAUAUCCGAUUCGGAAUUGUAAAUUUCAAAAGAGUGUUUUCUGAAUUAAUCUGGAUCGAGCUUGUUUGUUUGACCGAAGUUUUUUGUGGGCUCAAAAAUCUUUUCUAGAAUUUCUACGAGAGGAUUUUUCGCUUUCGAACUAUUGAUCAUCUGUGGAAUGCUUGUUGCCACGGAUAUUUUUUUUUUUUGGGAGAAAAAAAGGAGGACCAUUUCCACCUGAGCCAAAAUGAGUUUGCGCGGGCAUUUCGGUUCGCAGCUCGUGUCCGUGCUUGUUAACGUUGUGAGUGAAACGACUGAUCAAAACGUGCGCGUGAGGAAACUCCAGAGCUUUACUUGGGGAGCACAAAAGAAGAGAAAAAAAACCUGGGGUCGCCUUGAAAUUGUAACGAAUCUUGCCAUGCAGCCGAGUAUUCUGAAAAAAAGCGCGGAAUCUCGUGGAUUGUUUUUUUUUUUUGUUCUCUUGCCAUACGAUGUGCCAAGAUUAUGACGACGACGACGGGCCUUGUGUCGCUUUCGCUGGGACGUGCUUUUGUGUGAUUUUUGUAGGCAACUUCUGCUCCUCUGCUAUCAAGAGAAAUCGGCUCUUUCGUGGAGACGCGUUAUUCCCUGCUUUCUUGUUCCCUAUCUUCUCUGACUGUUCCCAAUCGGCAUUUUUAAAUUUUAUUUUCCGUGACCAUUUUUGAAUUUGAGGAAAUCUUGCAUGAUCUGCGUACAUAGGAUUAAACGUGUCUCUAAAUGUAUUCGUUCGAGUGGGAAAUGCGCCGAAACGUGAGAAUGUUGUUGAUCAACUUAUUUUUUCAGUUGGUCAUAUGACGAAUCGAAUAUCAGAAUAUUGAUUUAAUUUUUGAAGUGCAACUGCAGCAGAAUUUUUGUCGUUGGUUACGAAUUCCGAUUGUUGAAAGCUUGAAACGGCUUCCUCUUACGAAAGCUUAAAUGAACGAAAAUUUAAAAGAGCUUGAUACCUUCACCAUCAGUCGGAGUUCUCAACUUGACCAAAAUCGGUGCUAUUCUAAUCCGUUUGAGGUCAUUGAAACCUAAUCCUGUUCACAGAAAAGACGUCUUGCGUUAACAAAUUUUUACGAUUCAUCAGAAGAUAGCAGGUGAAGGCGUUUAUCUAGGGAAGAGUCGCUUUUUCUUGAGCCGAGCAGCAUUGUGGGAUUUGUACGGUUUUUGUGUAUAAGUAACAUUCGUCCACGAGCUUGUGUAAUAAAGCGAACAAAUGUGGCAUAA
Molecule: messenger RNA, 3872 nt
Organism: Notodromas monacha
Lineage: Eukaryota; Metazoa; Arthropoda; Ostracoda; Podocopida; Cyprididae
Source: the annotation of a GenBank genome assembly